Molecule: messenger RNA, 303 nt
Organism: Lactuca virosa
Lineage: Eukaryota; Viridiplantae; Streptophyta; Magnoliopsida; Asterales; Asteraceae
Source: the annotation of a GenBank genome assembly
AUGCAAACCACGUUCCUGAACCUUUCCACACCUGUGUUUCUCCCUGGAGCAUUUUUUUUAGACAAACAAUCGGUAACAAUGGCGGAAAUGAUACGGACACAUGAACGGAGCACGUCGGUGAACGGAAAUGAUGAACUCGGGGAAGCAAAAUGGGCGAAGCAUUACUCGUCUAUCCACCAGAUACUGUUGGUUGAGGAAGGAGAUUUCUCUUUUUCUCUGAGUUUGGAGAUGUCUUUUGGGUCUGCUUUCAACAUUGUAGCAUCUUCUCUCGAUUCUUCUGGUAAUGAAUCCUUACUUCUUUGA